UGUGCUGCGGAAGCGCUUACUGCUGGUGUGUUCCACUAACCUCAGUGGAGCGCCAGCGCAGUAUACCCCGGGAACCAGACCAGCCUGUGUGAAUGGUGGAGUCCGUCACUGGUUAGCCGUCUCUGCACAGAUACCGAGAUACCGCACGCUCUACGUUUGCGAGACAACAAUCGUUACCUGGCUGUCCCUGGAGCUGCAGACUUGUCAUGUCGAGCGAAUAUCAGAAUAGUAAUGGUGGAACUGUCAACGUGGCCAUGUUUGGCCUUGGCCGUAUCGGCAAGGUACAUCUUCGGAGCCUGCUGGACCAAGAGGAUGUCUGCAUCCGCUACCUCGUGGACGUCACGGCGGCACAAGGGGACCUGCAUCACCUGGUGAGGAAGUAUCGUUUAGCAGAGACGACGACGGUGUUGAGCACAGAAGAGGCCGACGUUGUUUACAAGGAUCCCUGCAUAGAUGCUGUUUUCAUAUGCACGCCCUCGCCAUUUCACGAAGAACCAACACAGAAGGCUCUCCAGGCAGGGAAGCACGUGUUCUGCGAGAAGCCCUUGGCACUGACCGAGCAAGGCGUUCGGUCCUGCUAUGACGCUGCAAGGAAGGGCGGCAAGAAUCUCCUCUGUGCCUUCAACAGGCGAUUUGACCCUGACCUCAGCCGGAUCCACAAGAUGAAGGAAGAUGGCGAACUCGGCCGUCUUCGAAGCGUCACUGUGUUCAGCCUGGACAAACACGUCCCGCUCAGCUACAUCAAAACAUCUGGCGGCAUAUAUGUGGACAGUUGUGUUCACAUGCUGGACUACGUGUGCUGGUUUGUUGGGGAGAGGCCGCUGUCGGUGUAUGUAUGUGGCAGCAACACCUCAACGUACGCCGACGACUACGAGGCCAGUGGCGACCAUGACAUCACCAACAUCGUACUCACCUUCCCAAGCGGGGUGCUGGCUAACAUGAUGGCGGGUCGGGAAGUCACAUACGGAUACGAUCAACACUUUCAGGUUCUGGGUUCAAAAAAGAUGGCAAUGUCCAAAAACUACAGGAAGUCGGAAGUAGAGACUUGGGAUACAAAUGGCAGUUUGGCUGUUGACUUGAUGGAGUCUUUCAUCGAGCGGUGGAGCUCAAGCUAUACCAGGAUUGUACGGCACUUCAUCGAUGUUGUUCACGGGCGUGAGGAGUGCAUGGUGUCGGCGGAGGAGUGCAUGCAGAGUCUGGAGCUCGUAAAGCUGUGUGAGGAGUCUGUGAGGUCAGGCAAGGUCGUCAGUGUUGCCCCGAGACCUCUAACGUGAUGUUCACAGACACCUAUGAAUGUGAUCGCUGUUACCCGAAAUUAUGGCGACUGUAUCGUAAGCAUCUAUGCAAUAAACAAACUUACAAUAAAAUACAUAACAUGUU
This is a messenger RNA of Haliotis rubra (blacklip abalone), 1380 nucleotides long. Its product is annotated as inositol 2-dehydrogenase-like. Gene Ontology annotation, cellular component: cytoplasm. The transcript is spliced from 9 exons. The record is from RefSeq and is a predicted model, not a curated record. The coding region runs from base 207 to 1274 and encodes 355 amino acids. Gene Ontology annotation, molecular function: nucleotide binding; oxidoreductase activity. NCBI's taxonomy places the organism in Eukaryota, Metazoa, Mollusca, Gastropoda, Lepetellida, Haliotidae. Gene Ontology annotation, biological process: NADPH regeneration.